UUCAUUCAUUUGAUAAGACUUUUAGAAGUUGAAAAAGUGGUGGAAAUGAGUGAAUUUAAGCUGAAGAUCGGGAUCAUUGGGGGCACCGGUUUGGACAGGGAUUCCUCAAUCAUCAAAGACUUGAGACUGGUUUCGGUGGACACGACUCCAUACGGCAGUCCCAGCGAUGACCAAGUGAUCUGUGGGACCAUCGAAGGCGUGGAUGUGAUGAUAAUGGGUCGCCACGGAAGCAAACACGACAUAAACCCUUCAGACGUGAACUAUAGGGCAAACCUGUGGACACUGAGACAGUUGGGCGCCACUCAUGUCUUAGUGACCACUGCCUGC
Oppiella nova is the source of this 327-nucleotide messenger RNA. The record is from the annotation of a GenBank genome assembly. Lineage: Eukaryota; Metazoa; Arthropoda; Arachnida; Sarcoptiformes; Oppiidae.